This is a messenger RNA of Xenopus tropicalis (tropical clawed frog), 2371 nucleotides long. RefSeq names its product chromosome 1 C19orf44 homolog (gene c1h19orf44). The record is from RefSeq and is a predicted model, not a curated record. The coding region runs from base 230 to 2182 and encodes 650 amino acids. The transcript has 10 exons. NCBI's taxonomy places the organism in Eukaryota, Metazoa, Chordata, Amphibia, Anura, Pipidae.
GCGGCUAGAAAGACUGUAUGGGAGGGCUUGUGGGGAGGGAGGCGCAUACCUGCUGUUGCUCUUAUGUUAAUGCUUAAUAGGUCUCGUUGGCAACAGUGAUCAUCUUGCUUGUAGGGGACUAAAGACAGCGUGGGUGAGGAUAAAGGAGUAAGAGAAAUCCAAAGAUAGAGAACAUUAUUACUGGUGGCAGUUCUCCUUUAAGUAACUGUGGCUCUUUUUUAAGUCAUACAUGACCAUAGCAGGAAUGAGGAGUUCUGCGUUAGCCAGAGCUCAGGCUCAGCUAUCUGGAAAGAGAGUUCCUGUGAAACCGAAGGAUUCUACAGAUGAACUUAAGGAGUAUAUGAAUGCUCUGAAUAAGAAGGCAAAUGUUUUAAAACUCUCGCAACCAUCAAUUGCAGAUCUUAAUGAAUCUGUUCUGGAAACAGAGCAGGAUAAAGGCACUGAGAGCCCUCAUCAGGCUUCUGGCACACAGAGCAGAUUUUUGAAGAAGAAGCCACCCAAUGAAAACAAACCUAAAGUAACAAAGAGCACUGAAAUUGCAACAAAGGGAACUGCUCUGGUUACCCAUUUAGCUCCUGUUAAGUCUAAAGCACCAACAAGUGCAGCACUCAGGAGACUGGCAGAAUUUGAGGAAAGGCACAAACUGAGAAAACAGGAGUUAGACAAUUCUGAGAAUGAUUCAGACCUUAGGAUUUCCGAUGAAAGGCCCUUUUCAGCCAGGUCCAGCAGUGAACUCAGUGCCAGAGGGUUUAGGUUCCUGAAGAAAAAAUCUGAUACAACAGACCCAGAACCUAAAAAGAGGGAACCUCCUAACUGGAGCAGACCAGGAGAUGGCAGAAGGGUGGCCCUGGAGAGUGAGGAAGAAGAAAUUCAUCAGCUCGUUGGGAGUUCUGUGGAGAUGUCAGAAAGUACUGAAAGAUUAUGGAAAGUCCCGAAACCACCAAGAACACCAUCUCCACCCAGCAAAGGAACGCCACGCAGAAACCUGCAUCGCAGCCCCUCCGCUUUGGGAUUUACCUCUCCACGUCAGACCCCUUCUCGAUACUUUUCCAGGACCCCUUCUCCACCAAGCCACAGAGCACGUAUGCCUCUACACAGUGCACGAUCCCUUUCUCGCCUUGGUUCCAGAUCUCCAUCUCCAUCAAUAAGGAGCUCUGUCACCAAUCACUCCUUUUCCCCACGGGCCAGGCUGAGCAGGCGAAGCCGAACUCCUAUGUCCCAGAGGAGUGAUCUCAGAUCCCUUGAUGAGCUGUUCUCCAGAACAGAGGAUGUGAGCAGUGCCAGCUCAAUUGAUUUUAAAUUAAAUAUUCUAAGCCUUGACGACUUGGCUCCUGCUUUAGACACCCAAAAAGUAGAAGAAGAGGAAAGGGGUAAUAAUAAUUAUCCAACUGACCGUAAUCUGCAUACUGCUGCUAUUGAGAAGGGACCUGUGCAGUCAAAGAAGGUGCAACCUUUAGUUCAGCCAAAGUCUAGCCAUGAGAAGUCUGCCGCUGCUGAAGUAGAGACUGCAAAUGAGGAUUCAGAAAUCUCUGAAUAUCUGCUAAGUGAUCUGUCUGUUUCCCAUGAGCGCCAUUCAAAGCCAGAACAUAAAUACACAGUUCAGUCUGAUUACACUGAUGAUUUUGAAGAGUCCAUGCACACUGAAACCUCUAAAAGUAUUCACUCAGAGUCAGACUCAAGUGCUUCCCUCACAUCCUCCUCCAGAAGAGGGGGGAGCUCUCCGCAUGGAUCCUACACCAACCGCAGCAAACAUCAUCAAACCAAAAGAAGGGCUGACAAAGUACAGAAAAUAACCAUAAAAGAGACAUGGGUGCAGACUAGUGAACCUGAACUUGGUUAUUAUUGGCCACUUGGAACCAGUGACCUCAGGCUCUCAUCAGCACCAGUUUUUCUAGAACCGGCCUCAAUAGCUAGGCAUGCAGUCAGCCCUGAGGUAAUUGAAUCUUUGACCACAUAUAGCCCAAUGGCAUUGGCUCUGAAUGACAUGUUAAAGCAACAGCUUCUCCUAACCCAGACAUUUGUGGAUAUGGCCCGCCAACUGCACCUCUCCACAGUGAGGUCCCUUGAAGCUGAGGUAUACCACUACACUACAUUGGAGGAUACUAAGAAGUAUAUCAGGCAUCAGAAGUCUCUUAAGAUGAAGCAAGAUAUAGACAUAAGCACAGAUCAGGCCCUUGCUUGAGACGGCACAACCUGAGAAUGACUGACGUGGGAAUGUUAAGCUUUACAAAUACUGCACAGAAGAUUAUUUUGGAAGGACUUGCAGUGAUUAUAAUUGUAAUAUAUAUAUUUGUGCUAUUUUUAAGAGCACUUGUUUGCAUUUUUAUACUAUUCAUUGUAUUUAUAAAAUAAACACUUGGCUCUUUAUUUA